Molecule: messenger RNA, 1542 nt
Organism: Pocillopora meandrina
Lineage: Eukaryota; Metazoa; Cnidaria; Anthozoa; Scleractinia; Pocilloporidae
Source: the annotation of a GenBank genome assembly
UGUUCAGAUAUUGACGAGUGCAGUGCUUCCAUCUGGCCCUGUGACGUCAAUGCAAACUGCCAGAACACCUAUGGCUCCCACAAGUGUUCCUGUAAAAGUGGAUUUUAUGGAAAUGGAAAAACAUGUAUACAUAGCGGUAAACCCUGUUUGUUAUUUGUUAGUCACACUACUUAGAGUCAGUUUAUUAGUUAGGCUAUAACUAAUUCCUCUCCACCAGUUUUGAUAACUUCAUCUUUUUUUAAAUAAGCUUGCGCUCACUGACCAAAAACAACAUUUUCAUACCGAAAGCUUUUGGCCUCUGGUGUAAGGCUUUCAAAGAUUUAUUUGACAAGGAGCUAGAAGAUAAAGUAAAAGAAAAUGUACGGUUUAUAAAACAUAGGAUUAUUGCUUUGUAACAGCUAAGAACCAUUAUCUUAUUUUACAUUUCCAAACUUUCUGGCCGAUUGUGGAUAUCAGGUGGUAAAACCGAGAAAGUGCCCCCCGCCCGCAUUUUUUCCUAUUAGACUAGAAAGCGAGGCUCUGAAAAUUGCAAUCGGUGCCCUAAAUUCGUAGUUAUAUCGAUCUACCUCUGGCUCAAAAGUUGGUCUUUAAAGAGUGUCUGAAUUUAGUGAUGGUUUUUACGGCUAACGGUUAAUAUUUUUCAUUAUGGUCACCGCAAAUUUUUUUAUUUUUUUUAUUAUUUUUUUUUUUUACCACCGAUAAAAACAGAAGAAGGGUGGGAACAUUGCACAAUUCGUUUCAAGUUAGAAAGAGAAUACAGAGCUAUCCUCUACAAUAUUCCCAUCAUAUGCCAGAAAGACGUAGAAAUAAAAUUAAAAUGUCCAUGCACUAUAAUAAUAAUAAUAAUAAUAAUAAUAAUAAUAAUAAUAAUAAAAAUCAAAAAACAGAAAAUAUGAGAACUGUUUUUUCACUACAGGCUGGACUCUUAUCGCUCGAUUCUCAAACAGCGAUGGCAAAAAUUGGAUGCGUGACGAUGGUAGAUGGUGGUAUGACCAACAAAUUGCCAUUGGAGCGACAAACAACUCUUCAAAGAACGACGAUAUGAUUUCAACAGCCUUUUGGUCGGUCAGCGGCAGAGAAAUAAAAAUCACGCGCAGUGACGACCCCAGCCACAUCCCUCUGUUACAGACCACAGGUAACUGUUUGGGUGGACAAACAUUUCGAUCUAAAAUCACAAGUUAUGGCGACUUUAGAAAUGGCAAGGUCUGGGCCAGGGAUCAGUGUCUGGGAAAUUGUACGGUUCAAUAUGGCGGACUGUACAAGUCAACAGACGGGUUUCAACAAGCUGACUGCAAUGAAGACAUCCAAAGCGCUGACAAGAUCAGCUUCUGGUGUGACUGGGCUGGGGAUGGAGCAGUGAUGAUGAUUGGUGGAGGAGGAAGUAGCUGUGCACGUGCUGAUCAUGGGAUUGGGAUCACAGAAACUAACGCUGCUUCUUUCGUUGAACUUGUUGGUGAACAAACUGAGUACGACUUUGGUUAUAAUGCCUUCUCACGCACCCCUCCAAACCAGUCCUACUCGUUGAACUUAUGGAUCCGUUGA